AUGAAAUAUGAUCAGGGUAAUGAUCGCCCACGUGACCCGCGUCAUGUGUACGCUAACCCACUACAGCCAUCAGUAUGUCCGAUAUUGGCACUUGCCAUUUACUGGGCGACUUCUACUUUUGAUGUGGACAAUCGCCUAUUUCCAGGGUCGGAUCAAUAUGACCGGUUCCGUAAGCGUUUGUACCGAUUACUGGAAGACGAGAUGGUUUCGGUGGAGUUAAAGCGACGAGGAGUUAACCCAAGUGAUCUCGGUACUCAUUCAAUGCGCAAAGGGGCAGCCACAUACUGUGCGUCUGGUUCUACCGCUUGUCCAUCAUCUACGGCGGUGCACUUGCGAGCAGGCUGGUCUCUGGGUGGUGUUCAGAACACAUAUCUACGCUAUGAGGCUGCAGGGGAUAUGCAUGUCGGGAGAACUGUUGCUGGACUGCUUACUAACAGUUGUGAGUUUGCUAUAUUGCCUCCGCACUUCGUGGAGCAAGAUGACUGA
This is a messenger RNA of Phytophthora nicotianae INRA-310, 486 nucleotides long. RefSeq lists its product as hypothetical. Lineage: Eukaryota; Oomycota; Peronosporomycetes; Peronosporales; Peronosporaceae. Bases 1 to 486 code for a protein of 161 amino acids. The transcript has a single exon. Gene Ontology annotation, molecular function: DNA binding. The record is from RefSeq and is a predicted model, not a curated record.